Molecule: messenger RNA, 3601 nt
Organism: Empidonax traillii (willow flycatcher)
Lineage: Eukaryota; Metazoa; Chordata; Aves; Passeriformes; Tyrannidae
Gene: DNAI7
Product: cancer susceptibility 1
Exons: 15
Coding region: 1421-3535 (704 amino acids)
Cellular component (GO): axoneme
Molecular function (GO): microtubule binding; beta-tubulin binding
Source: RefSeq, a predicted model, not a curated record
UGAUAAUAAUGAAUUUAUCCACCCCCCACCAUCUCAGUCUUGUCAGUGUUAUGUUGUUAUAAGAAUGUGAAAAGAAAUGGAGUAAAAAGUGACUACAAGUAACUGAAACAGGCAAAUUUCCUUUUUCACUUAAAGUCAUCAAAGAUUUAUUUGUUUGUUUGUUUAAGUGAAAAAACCCUGAUUCUUCCCUGAAAUUUAAUGAGUAGGACUGUGGGGUUUACUGAUUCUAUUUCAGGAUAAUUUUGCAAAGAAAUGCUUUGGUAACAAAUGUGCUGAGAUGCCCUCAAACUCUGAUGGGUAUGUGUGUGUUGUUGGCACUAAAUUGUUACUACUGGUUGUGUUCCAGCUUCGUGAUAAGCUCUGUAUUCAAAGUUACCCUUAUCUAUGUAUUUACAUGCAAAGUAGUGUAAAGUGAAGAGCUCUCCACGUAGUUAUUUAUAUGUGAAAUCAGAAUCAGAGUCUGAAAUAACAGCAUUUGUAACACGAUUCGUGCGUGAAAAAGGAUCAGGAUGUAUUUUCUUGGUGUAUUUUUUUUUUUCAUCAAUACCUUGCCUUUCAGCCUGAGUUCAGGCUGCUGUCGCUCUUAGGCUCCAGCAUGUAGAGGAAACAAUGUGGAAUAUCGUGGUUUGUUUCCUCGUGUGUCAAAAAAAAAUAGCUUUAUUUGCCCCACUCGUAAACAAUAAUGUUGUCUGUGAAUUAAUUUUGCAGCUUGGAUCCAGUUAUCACAUUUUUAUGUGUAUCAUCCAUAAGAAAUCUGUGAAUGCUGUGAAUUACAGGACAAAAGUCAGUGUUCUGUUUUGGUUCAUCUGUUACGUGACAGUAGAUUUUGCGUGUUAUUUGCCUUGCCUUUUAUUUUUAUCAACUAUAUACCCAGACCUCAAAGAACUGAUACACUGAUUUCUGAGAAAUCCAAAUUUAAAAUACAUUUUUUUUUCUAGGAUUAGGCCAGAGGUUGAAUAGUGGACUGUGUGGAGUUGCAGUGAGGAUUUUAUAACAGAAAAGAGAACUCUUUGUUGCUUGUCUUCUGAAUUAGAUGCUUCUAAAUGCCAGACUUGCCCCAAAAUACAUUUCCCAGUAUUUCCCAAAAUAUUUGAAGUUAUAACAUCUACUUUCUUAGCCAGUCUACCUGUUAUUCAAUUUCUACAUUAAAAACAGUAUUCUCCCAUUGUGGCCAUGUUUGGAUAUGUCUAGCAUAGAAUAAUAUAUUAAUUGUAAGAACAUAUAUUACAUAAUGAAAAUGAGAAUAAAAUGGAAUCCAGCAUGUUUAUUGCCAUUCUGGGGGUUUCAUUCAAUGUGUGGAGAGUUUAAAAUAUUAAUUCAGGGAUCACAUUAGAAGGGCAAAUUUAUAGAGUUAUGCACCUCUCAAAAUGUAUUAAAAUAACACUUGACUUUUUUUUUUUUCUUUUAAUUUACUGCACACAUGAAGCCUGGUGGCAAAAAAGCUGAAAAGAAAGAAGAGGAAGGGAAGAAGCUGACUGAGGGAGAUGAAGCUGAACAAGAAGAAGCAGCAAGACUUGAGAAGGAGAGACUCCAUCGGGAACUCAUGGCAAGGCUGGAGGCAAAAUACCAAGAACAAAAGGAGUCUGAACAAGCAGAACUUAAUUCACUGGAACAGAAGUUUCUGUCUGCACAGCAGUGGAAAAUGGAUUAUAGAGAACACGAAAAGUGGGAGCAUUACCUCAGCUGUGAUGGAAUUCCUGACCCAACUGUACCCCAGGAAAUCAACACCUUCAUGAGCUUGUGGCGUGAAGAGGGAGAUGAGGACGUUCAGGUUGUGAUGGAGAAGGGGGAACAGGUGCUAAAUUUAAUUGAGAAGUUGCAGCUCCUUUUAAUGGACACCCCAUCCAGUGAGGUGACAGCAAAAGAAGCAGUCCAGUACCAGGAAUCUAUUGUGGAACUGCAGAAUCUGCUUCAUCAGAAGUACAAUGAAGCUACACAGCAGCUGCUGAAAACAGCUAGUAUGUAUGAAGAUUCUGAAACUGGAAAUAUGCAGGCAGUCAUAAAGGAUAAAAAUGUUACUUUCUGUGUUUGGGUCAAUCUGAAGAAGAAAGUAAGGUUCAAAACUCACGUGUUCAGCGAUGCCCAGCACGGCUUUGAUGUUCCCAAGUCCCUGGUUCUGAACAGCGCCGCCGUUCGCAUUUUGCACACCCGUUACGACCACGUGUCCCCGCUGUGGCUGCAGUGUCGAGGUCUGCCAGACCUGGAAGCCUUGGAGAGCAAAGAACUGGCUGAGCAUCCAAAAGACAAUGCAGAAGAACCAGGAGAGGAGGAAAAGAAAGCCAGAGAAGAACCCGGCGUGCCUGCCGAAGAAGAAACGUGUCCUGGUGGGAGAAAGAAGAGUGUUGCCUCGUUGAAAGAAACCAGCAAUAACACAGAGGAUGUAAAUGAGACAGAGGAGGAAACCGAGAAGAAAUCAGAAAACUUGGACAUUUCAUCACAAGAAGGGGACCCGCCGGUGCAGGAAGAGACAGGAGACAAAGGAGAGGCGGCAGCAGCUGCAGAGUGGGUGGAUUUGCAGCGGUUCGUGCCGGUGGGCGGCGUGUUCCACAUCGAUGCCCUGCAGCUCCCGCCUCAGGUGGUGGAAGUCAAUGACUGGACCAUGGUGGAGUUAGUUGAUGCUGGGUUGGAGGUGUAUCCCUAUUCCCCCGAGGAGGCUGAGGAUGCCACAGAAUCAAUAAUCCAAAUAACCCUCAGGCUGCCUGAAAAUGUGGUGUAUUUUAAGAGUCCUGUGGUCGCCCGAUGGGAUCCCGAAGCCCAGCAGUGGAGAACUGAUGGCAUCAGCAAGAUAAAGUAUGAAGCACAAGAAAAGAGCAUCACCUUUGAGAUGGGUGGCUUUUAUACAGUAGCACUUCUCCAGGAUGCUCAUCUCAACAUGCCAUAUAAAGCAUGGGAAUUGCAACCUACUGGGGUGGAUGAAGCUCUCCUUGUAGUUACUACCUGCUUGGCAACAAUUCAGAUACGAAUUAAGGGCAAUCAGUGUAUGUUGUCUUCAGUAGUGGUGGAGGAGGAGGAGGAGGAGGAUGUGCUUUCCAACAUCACAGGAAAAUGGAUGAGUCCCCAUGCCCUCCGAGCAGCUCUGAAAAGAGCUGGUGUGAACAUUUUCCCUGGAGACUGUUCUCACAACUAUGUCCCUGUGACCAGGAAGGCUGCCCUGGCGGAAGUUAAGGCCUGUCAACAGCUGGCUCUGGUUGCAUCUGCAUUUGCUUUUGCAUCGAGCAGGUGGAACAGAGCGGCAGGUCCAGAGCACGUGGUGUUCAAGGUAAGGGAGCAUCUUGAAGCAGAUUCUGUCCAAGACAACAACUGGUCUCUUUACAUGUUUAAUGGCCAGAAAGCACAAAAGCUCAAAAUCACUGAAACCAGUGAAGCUUUUUCAGAAGAGAUAGAAGAAGAUUCUGAACUUCACUCCACACUCUACCAUCUGCUUAAGGAUUUUGCCAGCAAAGCAGCAAUGGAUAAAGUGGAAGGAGCCAGCUGCCUGUUCGUUGAUGCUGUGUAUCAGCUACUCCUUACUACAAGGGUUUUAACAUACUCUUAAAUACUGUACGUUUUCUUUUAAAACUUUAUUAUCAAAAGUUCUCAGCAAAGUUACAUUUCAAGUCUA